Messenger RNA from Exaiptasia diaphana, 1730 nucleotides. Its product is annotated as neuropeptide FF receptor 2. Gene Ontology annotation, molecular function: G protein-coupled receptor activity. NCBI's taxonomy places the organism in Eukaryota, Metazoa, Cnidaria, Anthozoa, Actiniaria, Aiptasiidae. The record is from RefSeq and is a predicted model, not a curated record. Gene Ontology annotation, biological process: G protein-coupled receptor signaling pathway. Bases 158 to 1207 code for a protein of 349 amino acids. The transcript is spliced from 2 exons. Gene Ontology annotation, cellular component: membrane.
ACAGGAUCUCGAUCGAUCAGACGCAUAUAAUUGCAAGGUACCGAGACGAAAAGAAACUGACAACGCUGGUUUAUCCGCAUCCGGAGAGCUUCUUCUUUCACGUGAACAAACAUAAUUUCCACAACAAACUUUCAUCAAAUGUUAUAUAUCUUUAACUAUGUCAAAUGCGACUCAAACAGCUUAUGAUAGUACGGCUGUACUUGUCAUAGAUGGAAUUUGCCAUAGUCCUUCGUUGCUUUGCGUUACUGUCACGUCGACGUACCUCCUUCUCAUUAUCAUAGGAAUUGUUCUGAAUACGCUUGUGUGUCACGUCAUGGUGAAAAGCAARCGUUACAUCAAAUCAAUCAGUUGCUUCAUGAUCACUCAUUUGUGUAUCGUAGAGAUAGCUUAUCGUGUGGCCGUCACGCCUCCUCUGGUACUGUUAUCACUCCCAUCAAGUGGAGAACGAAGUUCGAUUCCUUGUAAAGCGAGUUACUUUAUUGCAAGCAUGUGUCGUGCCGCCAUCUUUGGUAGUCUWGUGGUGAUCGCCUUGGAUCGGUAUCGUAACAUUGUCCAUCCAUUAAAUAGCCUUAAGCACUCCGUGCGUCCAAUCAAGUUAGUUYUUUCUGUGUGGGUGUAUUCCAUCGCCUCGUCCGCCAUGUUUCUUUUCACCGCAGAACAAGUUCCUCUGAGUAAGCUUCCAGAAGGAAAAAUUGCAGAUCGUCGCCAAAGCGACGAGACUUCGUGCGACGUCAAACCCGAUUACGUAGGUGGAAUCUCCGUCACUGUAUCCAUGGUAAUGACCUUCGUGGUUCCCUUGGUAACAAUCGUCAUUGCUUACACGGCGAUAUUUGUAAGCUUGCGCCGUCGUUGUCGAAGUGGAUUGGUCCACAAGUCCGCUGCCAAGUCCAAAACUAAAGCUGCCAAGAUGCUCGUCAUUGUGGUCUGCUGUUUUGUGGUUUGCUGGGCGCCUGAGAUUAUCAUAGCAACUAUUCGGUCGUACGGAGGCUUAGAUGCCACGCCUAUUGGUGUUCUYGUGGGUGUGUCCAUUACGACAUACUUGUUGGUGCUUUGUAGCUCGUUAGUUAAUCCAAUCAUCUACGCCUUUUAUAGCUCAGGGUUUAAGGAUGACUUCACGAAAAUGUGCGCAUGCCGUCGACCCAAGACAAAGAUUAAUCACUCAGGGUCUGGUAGAAGCAGAACGACCGCCUACGAUACUCCACUAUAAUGACAAAUGAACUGACAGAGUUGCACUAUAUAACAUAUGAACUGUUAAAUGAGUUGUAUCAAAUAUUGUGCACUUUCUCGCAAUGAUGUUAUGGUUAGGGUUCGAGUCCUACCAUUUUUCUUUGUACACAUCUAUAUAUCAUGAUAUAUUGUUCAAARGUCUUUUUGCUAAAAUUUCUGCAAGUUUCAAAAGUAGUCCGUAGAAAAGGUAUAGAAUUCGUUUUCCUCGGUCUCCUGAGUAAACUUGAUGUGAUUAUGAACUCUUACUAAUUCGUUUAAGUGGUAAUAGUUACAUUAGGUUACACUAAAUCCUAACCUCAGAGGUCCCAACGCAAAAACAACGGGGAAAUGACUUGAGUUGGGUUUCGAUCAGGGCUUUGAAAUGAACACACGUUUGCGCUCACACGCAAAUAGAAACCCAUAUCUGCCAAAUAGUGAAGUAUUGAGCAUCGUAUAUCAAAGUAUCGAAUUAAAUAUUCAACCGAAACUUUGUAAACAUGGAGUUAGAUCGUAAAGUAUUUGUG